This is a messenger RNA of Didymodactylos carnosus, 468 nucleotides long. The record is from the annotation of a GenBank genome assembly. Lineage: Eukaryota; Metazoa; Rotifera; Eurotatoria; Philodinida; Philodinidae.
AUGCCAUCGAUAUCUCACCGGGAAUUUAUACAUUCAAGAUUUGAAAUUGUUUGGGACUUGUUGGUAGAUACUAUUGAACAUCCUGACAAAUAUUUAUCAAAUGUUAAAAGUGUUAACAUCAGUGAACGACAUAAUGAAGAGUUUAUUCGAGAAAUAAUUUUUGAAAAUGAUGAACAUUUGAAAGAAUUUAUUGUACAAGAUAAAGUUCAUGGAGCAAUUAUCUGUCAGCUGAAAGAUCAUUUAAAAUAUAAUGGUGAUACCGUGAUCAGUUUACGCUCAACAAAUAAUGUUUAUGAAAAUGAAUUAGAUUAUAAAUUGCAAUGGUUAUCGAAAGAUCCGUCAACUAUCGAAGACACGCAAGAAGAAACAGCAGCACUUCGACAACAACUUGAAUCAGCUGCCUUUGAAAUUAAAGCCACAGCCGAAAAUCUUCAAGACAGACGUGGAAGUCGAGAAAAUAUUCUCUAA